ACUGGACCACAUAAAGCUAAUAAGGGAUUUCGAGCGGAGGAAGAGAUGCGUUGGUGGUGUGCUGGAGGACACUGAAAGAGAGACCUGGAAGGUUUCUCCGUCGACGUCCUCCAGGUGCAAUCAGUAUGCCAACCGAUAUCGUAGUUACGUCGGCCUCGGCCACGUCGGUUUCGGAGGAGACAAGCAGGGGCCGAGACUUAGGCCUUGGACAGUCUUCAAGAUCAGGCCCCUCUUCUGCAGCCACGUCGUCCUCCAAUUCUAACGCAUCGUCAACCUCAAGAGGAUUUGAUCCAUCCAGCACUCUCGCCUACCAUCAUCACCGCCACAGUUUAGUAACCGGUCUGGGUCAUGCUCAUCACCGAGAAUCGUCCGCUUUUGUGCCUGUAGUGCCUUCAAGAUUACAACUCACUCCGUAUCCUGGUGAAAUGCAUCCGGGCCAUCUACCCGGGCCACCGCCCUCGUCCUCAUCGUCAACGAAUUCGGAGCACGAAGUGGGCCCUGAAUCUUCAGUAGCCAGAAAAACCUCUUCGAGUUACGAUAUCAUGGCGAUGAUGGCCGACAAGAGAAAAGAAUUAGCGAGAGGUCUUUUGUUACCACCCCAUCCUCUCCUUGAGCCACCUGGGUAUCCGGUAUUUGCCGGCCCUUUUCCAGGUAGUUCCGCAUUGUAUCCCCCAGGUGGUCCGUUAGCCCAUCAACAUUUGGACCGAAGGUUGCUUAGAGCACCUGGCAGGGCAUCCAGACCGAAGAAGCAGUUUAUUUGUAAAUUUUGUAAUCGGCAGUUUACGAAAUCGUACAAUCUUCUCAUUCACGAGAGGACUCAUACUGACGAAAGACCGUAUUCCUGUGACAUAUGUGGCAAGGCAUUCAGGCGGCAGGAUCAUCUUAGGGAUCAUAGGUACAUCCACAGCAAGGAGAAGCCUUUCAAAUGUGGAGAAUGUGGUAAGGGCUUUUGUCAGAGUCGUACUUUAGCAGUUCACAAGAUUUUGCAUAUGGAAGAAUCUCCGCAUAAAUGUCCUGUUUGCGCGAGAAGCUUUAAUCAGCGCAGUAACCUCAAGACACAUCUUUUAACGCACACGGACCACAAGCCUUACGAAUGUACGUCAUGCGGCAAAGUAUUCCGCAGAAAUUGCGAUCUUAGGAGACACGCGUUGACACAUGCCGUAGGUGACGUUCCUCCAGAGGCACUGGAAGACGCGUUGAGGGACGAUGACAGUCCCGAAGAGGAUUGUCCUGAACCUGGACCAUCGUCCUCAUCGACGUCCACAACACCGUCUGCACCUUCUGCAUCUUCUAGUUCGUCUGGAUAUCCUUCUCAAGGAUCUUCAGUCCCACCACCCGCGCCUACAGCAUCGGCCUCAGCACCACCUCUUCCUCAAAGACCGCAACUUCAGAUUAGAAGGGAUCUAUUACCUGCUGUAAAGACAUCGACAGUAACCAGCGGAGCUUCUGCGACUCAUUCUGUCACCCAGAACCCACCUGCUGCUCUUCCGCCGCCACCCCCGCUCAUUUUGGCUUCUUACCGACGAAGAAUUGGCUCUCCAGGUCCUUCCAGAGUAUUUCUGGAGCUUCAAGAGCGCGAGCGCGAGAGAGAACGGGAGAUGGAGCAGAACAGAGAAAGAGAACGUAACAGAGAACGUGACAAGGAAAUAGCCAGACCACCGAGAGCACCAACACCACAACCACCACCACCACCACCUAGACCUGCACCAGCACGUCAGGGUUUCACCAUUGCGGAUAUAAUGGGUCGAUAGAAAAUGUGUCGCAGGUAGUUUUCUCCUGUGCUUGAAUUUCUUUUCGUAAAUAGGCUCUAUGGAUUACACGAAGGAGAGGUACCG
Molecule: messenger RNA, 1835 nt
Organism: Cyphomyrmex costatus
Lineage: Eukaryota; Metazoa; Arthropoda; Insecta; Hymenoptera; Formicidae
Product: brother of odd with entrails limited
Exons: 3
Coding region: 126-1751 (541 amino acids)
Biological process (GO): embryo development; embryonic hindgut morphogenesis; embryonic pattern specification
Cellular component (GO): nucleus
Molecular function (GO): DNA-binding transcription factor activity, RNA polymerase II-specific; RNA polymerase II transcription regulatory region sequence-specific DNA binding
Source: RefSeq, a predicted model, not a curated record